CGCGCCGGAGCAAUCGUUCUUUCUUUCAAGCUGUUGAAGCGCUAAGGUGUCUCUCAGCGGCUCUCGGAGAUUCUCCAAGUUAUCCGCCUGUAUCCUCACUUGAAGAAGUAAUCGAAUUUGCAAAAAUGACUGAAACUCUUCAGCUCAGAGGCACCCUUGAGGGACACAAUGGGUGGGUUACUCAAAUUGCCACCAAUCCCAAGUACCCCGAUAUGAUCUUGUCGUCUUCACGAGACAAGACCUUGAUUGUGUGGAACUUGACCCGCGACGAAGGUAACUACGGUACCCCUUCAAAGCGUCUGUACGGACACUCUCACUUCAUCAGCGACGUCGUUCUCUCCUCCGACGGUAAUUACGCCCUUUCUGGGUCGUGGGACAAGACCCUCCGUUUGUGGGAUUUGGCUGCUGGAAAAACUACCCGCAGAUUCGAAGAUCACACACAGGAUGUCUUGAGUGUUGCAUUCUCCGCUGACAACCGUCAAAUUGUCUCUGGUUCUCGGGACAAAACCAUCAAACUGUGGAACACUCUUGCCGAGUGCAAAUACACCAUCACUGAUGAGGGCCACUCCGACUGGGUCAGUUGUGUCAGGUUCUCGCCAAACCACUCAAACCCAAUCAUUGUAUCUGCUGGUUGGGACAAAGUUGUCAAGGUAUGGAACCUUAGCAACUGCCGUUUGAAGAUCAACCACCAGGGACACUCUGGAUACCUCAACACUGUAACUGUUUCUCCAGAUGGUUCCUUGUGCGCAUCUGGUGGCAAGGACAACAAAGCUAUGCUUUGGGACUUGAACGACGGAAAGCACUUGCACACCUUGGACCACAAUGACAUCAUCACUGCAUUGUGCUUCAGCCCCAACAGGUACUGGCUGUGCGCUGCGUAUGGUCCAUGGAUCAAGAUCUGGGACCUUGAAGGCAAGGAAAUGGUUGAGGAACUCAAACCCGACGUUCUUACUACUGGCAGCAAAGCUGAACCACCACAGUGUCUGUCGCUUGCAUGGUCCACUGAUGGACAAACAUUGUUUGCUGGUUAUUCUGACAAUAAGAUCAGAGUAUGGCAAGUCUCUGUUUCUAGCCGUUAAAAACUUUUUGUAAAUUUAUGGAAAUAAAAAAAAACAUAAGUUUAUAA
Trichogramma pretiosum is the source of this 1126-nucleotide messenger RNA. It is a transcript of the gene Rack1, whose product is annotated as guanine nucleotide-binding protein subunit beta-like protein. The record is from RefSeq and is a predicted model, not a curated record. NCBI's taxonomy places the organism in Eukaryota, Metazoa, Arthropoda, Insecta, Hymenoptera, Trichogrammatidae. Bases 126 to 1079 code for a protein of 317 amino acids. Gene Ontology annotation, biological process: rescue of stalled cytosolic ribosome; positive regulation of protein phosphorylation. Gene Ontology annotation, molecular function: ribosome binding; protein kinase C binding; translation regulator activity. The transcript is spliced from 4 exons. Gene Ontology annotation, cellular component: nucleus; cytosol.